Molecule: messenger RNA, 1563 nt
Organism: Copidosoma floridanum
Lineage: Eukaryota; Metazoa; Arthropoda; Insecta; Hymenoptera; Encyrtidae
Product: speckle-type POZ protein B-like
Molecular function (GO): protein binding
Source: RefSeq, a predicted model, not a curated record
AUAAGGCUUUUGUGUACGUACUGAAUAUAGUACUGCCACAGCCUCCCUAAAGCAGUGGACCGUUUGUAAGUAGCCAUCAGUGUUCGAUCGUCUCUGGUGGUUCGCGUAAAAAUUUUGAAUUGAAUAUUCUCGUAUUUCAAUAGUAAAUAUAAAUUCAUUAGAAAUAGUGCGACGAAGAUGUCCAAUACGAAGUCAAGUGUCAAUUAUCGAUGGAUCAUCGUGACUUUUGUAGUUUUGUGUACCUUUCCGCUGCACUCGGAGUCAAUGGACCCAGCAACGAUUACCACUGUUCCCGAGACUUUUCCGUUGCAGAGCGUCGACAAGUGGAGCGUCACCAAAGUCAACGCGAAGAAAAUAACUUACGCGUGGACCAUAAUGAACUUUAGCGUCAACAACAAGCUGGUGAACGAGUAUCUGGAAUCGCCGAUUUUCACAAUAGACGACGAGUACCAAUGGCGUUUGAGGUUUUACCCGAGUGUGACCUACGGGAAAUACACAAAGUUGCACCUAUACUUGUUACCCGCCGCGUACAGGGCCAUCCCAAUCACGUACGAAUUUGGUUUGGUGAACAGCACUUACGGCUUUUACUUUCCAAAGGACAAGGCUACGGCUACUCGAGUUAGUCCCAGCAGUAGUUUUGGAUACGACGAGUUUAUAGAUGUGAGUUCUCUGAAAAAUUUCACUAAAAAUGACCAACUGACCAUCAUAGCCAAACUCGCUAUGCACACCGGUUACACGAAUUACACUUCGGGAAGCUGUGACUCGGCCGGUUUGGGGACACCAGACCACGAUCACACGGACAAUUUUGAAAAUUUACUGGACAACCCGAUUUUUAGCGAUGUGACCUUCAAAAUUAGACUCACCGAGAUCAAAGCGCACAAGGCGAUAUUGGCAACGAUGAGUCCAGUCUUAAUGUCGGAGUUCAUAAAAUUGCAAGAAUUUGGGAAAAAAGCUGUCAUGGAGUUCGACGAUGUCGAGCCCAAAUCGUUCAAGGACAUGUUGCGCUUCGUGUACACCGGCAAAGUGGAAAAAAUCGAGAAAACAGCCAAGGACUUGUUGCCCCUUGCAAAGAGGUUCGGGAUCAAGCAGUUGGAGGAUAUUUGUGAAAGGGCGCUGUGUAAAACUCUGAAUUUGGACAAUGUGAUGGACAUGUUCAAUCUUGCCAGCAACAUCAACGCCACUUAUUUGAAGGUACAGGCGAUAAAGUACAUGACAGCACACACGGAAAGUAUGAUGGAUGCUCCGAAUUUCGCGUCCUUAAUGUCUCAACCUCAGAAUUUGAUUGGUGUUUUGCGCGCGUUGAUCAAUAAUCCGACCACACCUUGAAUACCAUAUCACAUCGAGAACAAUGUCUUUCGUGUCCAAAAGGUUGUUCUCACAAUUAACUACUUUUGUAUACCAACGCUUCAUAAAUGCUUGUUUUCUUUGCCAAGAGUUUAUAUUUUAGAAACCUUUAUACUAUCAUGAAUAAUAUUUAAGUUAAUCAAUUAUUUAACAUUGAAUUUUUCGUAAUGUUGCUCGUGAGUGUGCUACAUUUACCUGACGCAUACCCUUUUGUAGACA